UACUUAACGUGCUUACAUGACAGCAGAGCUGGGGUGUGUUUUGGAGGCGGGAGCAGAUUUCAUAACAUUGCAUGUACAGUAUAAGUAUCAGCCUGCAGGCACACAUGCACACGUUUCCUCUCUGCUCAGCCUGAAGCUACAAAAUUCUGCAACAUGAUUGGCUUGACAGGGGUGAUCGUGCUGCUCAUUGCAGUGACUGUAGAUGGAAGAAUUGGAGACUCCACUAGUGAAUCCAGUUACUGCUCCGAGACGAAAGAGUGCUUGCUGUUUGACUUGGUUUGUGCGGGAAGUGAUUAUGAGGUACGCCACUAUGAUGCUGCCAAGUGGGUGACCACAGAAGCUGAAUCUUAUGUCAUGGAAAUUGCGGUUUCAAGAGCAUUCAGGAAACUUUUUAAGUACAUCACCGGAGAAAACGAGGCUGGUGCAAAGAUUGACAUGACCGGGCCAGUCACCAUAAAAGUCAACGGGAGCUCGAACAUGUGGCAGUCGUCAGUGUAUGUGCUCAGCUUCCUCCUGCCCUCCAACUACCAGAGCAAACCACCCAGACCAACUGAUCCAUCUGUAUACUUCACAGACAGUCCAGAUAUGAAGGUGUACGUCAAAAGCUUCGGUGGCUGGAUGUUUUCACUCGUGUCCAAAUAUCAGACUCAGAGUCUGAAGACAGCGCUGGACAAUGCACAGGCUACAUAUGAGACAGACUACCACUAUAAUGUGGGCUAUAACAGCCCAAUGAAGAUUACGAACAGGCACAAUGAAGUGUGGUUUAUUGUGAAGGGUGAGCCUGUGUGUCCUAAGAGUGAAUAACUUCAAGUAUUUGAGAGAGCUACAAAGAACAGCAGUGCAUUACCCUACACUACAGUCCCUGAAAACUAACCUUCCUCUUUUUAUACAUUUUUAAAAUGUGUGUUAUUUUAUUCAGCAUUAACUGGAUUUUACACCAUAAAUACUUACAAUUUUAACGGGUACACCAAAAAAAUGUGCAUAGCAUUAACUAAAACUAAAAAAAAUACAAGUGCUUCAAAAUCUAAAGAUAUUUUAAAGAAUGUUGGAAAGCCAUUAGCAAAAUAAAUACUAAAGAAGUCAAUGAAUUUCCAACAUUCUUCAAAGUAUCUUAUUUUGGGUUCAACAGAGGAACAAUUACAGAAUUUUCAUUCACUUUAGGUCAAAUAUAGAUCAAAUAAAAUGUCAAACAACAAGUCAUGGCAUUCUGUUUGUAAGCAUGUGUUAUAUAUAAAAAAAAUAAAAAACAACUGUUAACACUUGUA
Molecule: messenger RNA, 1265 nt
Organism: Danio rerio (zebrafish)
Lineage: Eukaryota; Metazoa; Chordata; Actinopteri; Cypriniformes; Danionidae
Source: RefSeq, a predicted model, not a curated record